AUGGGAACAACAACUUUUAUCGACAUUAUCGUGGCCAUUCUUCUUCCUCCAUUAGGUGUUUUCCUCAAGUUUAGCUGUGGGGUUGAGUUUUGGAUUUGCUUCUUAUUGACGCUUUUUGGUUACAUUACUGGAAUCAUUUAUGCUAUAUAUAUUCUCACUCAGUAG
Molecule: messenger RNA, 165 nt
Organism: Salvia hispanica
Lineage: Eukaryota; Viridiplantae; Streptophyta; Magnoliopsida; Lamiales; Lamiaceae
Product: hydrophobic protein RCI2A-like
Cellular component (GO): membrane
Source: RefSeq, a predicted model, not a curated record